AUGCAGUGCGGGGCCGGGCGGCGGGCGGGCGCGGCGGAGAGGGGCAGAGCCCGGCGGGCGGCGGGGCGGCCCCGCUCCCCGUGAAGAGGCGGCGCGGCAGGGCAGCGGCCGCCGCCAUGCAGCCGUUGUACCGAGCCCCGGCGUUGGUACUGAUGCUUCUGGCCGCCGGGAACUUGUGCCUCUUCCUUGCCUCCUCAGAGGAGCCAACUGUUGAUGGCCUCACAUCAACUUCCUUGCUGGAGUUUGCCAUGAUGUCCCACCUGGAGGCCAUGAAUUCCCACGAGCAAACCAGCCCGGAGGCUGCAGAGCCUGAUCUUGCCCCCAGCUCUCUGCAUGCUGCCCCAGGAUCAGGCUUUGCCAGCGAGGAGAAUGAAGAGUCCAAGAUCUUGCAGCCCCCGCAGUACUUCUGGGAAGAUGGGGGAGAGCUCAAUGACUCCAGUCUGGACUUGGGACCAGCAACAGAUUACAGCUUUCCUACUGCGUCUCAGAAGUCCCCGCUGAAAGGGAAUGGGACACAGGUGAAGGACAACUGGGAAACAGCCACUGUCCAGACACCAGCAGAGUUUGUUGAGCCUGACUUGCACACGUCUUUCUCCAGCACACUGGAGGAAGAGGAGGGACUGCUCCCUAUAGAACACUCAAGAGGAGGACUGGAGAGCCUUCAGACCUCUGAGCCAGAGGUUGCGUCUUCCGAACCCGUGGGACAAGAGGACUACUUCUCUCUUCUGUUUUCCACAGCUUCUGCCAGGCCAGGUGUUGUGACUGAGGCAGCCACAGGAGGGCAAGAAGAAGAUUCAGUUCCUCCAGGCUUAGACCUUGGGAGCAGCAUGGGACCAGGUCUUCUGCCUGUGUCCUCUAUUUUUUCUACUACUAGUGCUGUGAAGUCUCCCAGUAUUUCAGAAGAGCCCUUUGAGGUGACAGCUGGGAACACAUGGGCUGUUGGGGGAGCAGAUUCAGAGUUCACUAUGACCACCACAAGAACAGAGCUUUCUGAGACCACGAUGGAAGCUGCUGGGGAAGAGCAUUCAGCCAGAGAGGAAUUCUUGGACACCACAGUGGGGUGGGAGAUGCUGGAGCCCACAGUGCUAACUGAAAGGGAGCAGACAGCAGAAUUGCCUACAGGGACACCAUCUCCUGGAGGCAGCUUCCCAGGCAGCCAGACUCUUCCUGGCAGUGAGCAGCAACCCACUUCUUCUGCGUCUGAAUGGGACAGACCUGAGAAGCCUGCACUGGAUUCCAUUUGGAAUGACACUGAGGCAGCCACUGAGACUGUGGUGACAGAGAGGAGCUUGUCACCACAGGCAGGGGAUGCCCGCAUGGCCAUGCUGCCAACAGAGAUGCCCUGGGACUCAGCACAGGUGAUCUGCAAAGACUGGAGCAACCUGGCGGGGAAAAACUACAUCAUCCUGAAUAUGUCGGAUAACAUUGACUGUGAGGAGUUUCGGCUGGAGAGGGGUCCCCAGCUGUUGGCACUGGUGGAGGAUGCCUUCUCCAGACAGGCGGAUGGACUGCAGGAGCGCUGGGUGAUCUCUCUGAGCAAACCCAGUGAGAACGACAAGCACUUGCUCAUGACACUGGCAGGGGAACAGGGUGUCAUCCCUACAAAAGAUGUUCUGAUGGCACUGGGGGAUGUUAAGAUGAGCUUAGCUGAGAUUGGCAUCCAGAAUUACUCAACCACGACAAGCUGCCAGUCACACCCCAACCAGACACGCAGUGAUUAUGGGAAGCUCUUUGUGGUACUGGUGAUCAUUGGCUCCAUCUGUGCCAUCAUCAUUGUACUGGGGCUCAUAUACAACUGCUGGCAGAGACGCCUGCCCAAGAUGAAGAACAUGUCCCACGGUGAGGAGCUGCGCUUUGUUGAGAAUGGCUGCCAUGACAACCCCACCUUGGAUGUGGCCAGUGACAGCCAGUCAGAAAUGCAGGAGAAGAAGCCAAGUGUGAAUGGUGGCAACACCAUCAAUGGCCCUGACAGCUGGGAUGUCCUGAUCAGUAAGCAGGCAAGCGAGGAUGUGGAUGUGUUUGAGGAAGACACGCAUCUUUAGAAAGAGGAGGGAGGCAAUCACCUCCUUAAAUACAUUUGUCUUUCUCCUGUCUUGACUGAUGGACCAUGGGAUCAGGUGGCUUCUCAGGAACUUCUUAAAGGUUUGGGACAGGACAAGUCUUUGGGCAAGUUUUUCCAGCAGAAGUCCUGAGCACGCAUCUGAGGCUUGGAGCCAGGAGGAUCACUGAACAGAGGGAAGUGGGGAGGGGUGGGCGUGUAGGUCUCUGUGUGUGUGUUCCUAUCAGUAGCACCAAUGCUUUCAUCACCUUUAAAUGCACUUACUGUAGUUCUCUGGUAGUGGCUGGGCUUGAAAAGCAAGGUGGUGAGGCUAAGUCUGCCACCCAGAGUCCAGCUUUGGGGGCAGUAAAUUCACUUUGGGAGUGCAGAUGGAGCUAUGGCAGCCAGAUCUUGACCUUGAGAUCAUGUUCAGUCCUUGCAGGUGCAGUAAACCUGUGCAUUCUGGAUGGAGGGGAGCCAAUACUCAGUCAAUGUGCUGGACAGAAUUUGCAUUCCAUGUGUGAAAAGGUUUUUUUAGUUGUGGGGUUUUUUUUUUUGUUUUUUUUGGGGGGGGGGGGCGGUCGGUUUUGUUUUGUUUUUGGUUUUGUGUUUUUUUUUUUUUGGUGUUUUUUAGCAGCAUUCAGCUGGGCUGAUGUUUACAUCUGGGAAAAACAUCCUGCUGUCAUCUAAUUUCUCCCCUUGCACCACAAACAGCCCCACUUUCUUUUUUAGUUCCACAUCUCCAAGCUGAGUUUGCAGGUUUUGAGUGCUUUACCUUUGCUUGAUUGCAGCAGAUUUGGUGCUAGGGUGCAGCAUCUUAGUGGGAAAUCCACUAAUCCACUAAAUAAGGAAAUUUACCUGCCUCUUUCAUGCACCAAAAUAUCCCUUGUCUGAAUCUCAGUUUCUGACUGGAGGCCUUCUCCAGUGCUGUUCCAUUUUUCAGGAUAGUUUGGUGUCAGUUGGUCUUUUCUUAGACCAAGGUAAAGACUGUGAGACAUUUUAAACAGGAAGAGAAGUAAAAACUCAGAUAAUUUUCUGGACCUUCGGUUUCCUUUUCAGCAUCCUGCCCUGAGGUAGGGGGAGGUGAUUAAUGUCCCAUAGGUGUAAAUUGUGUAAUAUCUUUAAAAUCACUGCAUUUAAGCAAGCUAAAAGCCAGUUCAGAAGAAAUGAGAAUCAGAUCUAAGAGGUCCCCAGUGAACGUGUCUCAGGCAUGCCUCAGGCAACUUUGAGGCUCCAGCUCCCUGAAGAUGUGUGAUAAAAGGCACGUGAAUGUGCAUAAAUGUUCUCUGAGCCCUGCCUAAACCCAGACUCAGAACUACUGUCAAGCCUGAAAUGCCAGAACAUUUGUUUCUUCUGUCAUCGUGGGACUGAGGGACCUGCUUUGGUCAGAGGCAGCAGUAUUCCUGUCUACUGUAGUAAGCAAGCAUGCAGAUCACUGUAAGCUGCAUCUUCACAUUUGGUCUGUAAGGGAACCUUUGUACAGAAAGACUCCAGGUGCAUGGCAUGAUGCUGAGCCUGUACAUCUAUCCCUGUAUGUAUAGAUAUUUUUAGCACGUACAUCCCUGGUGUGAGUGCCUGAAGUCAAAGGUACAAGAGUCUGUUGUUUCGCUUUGCACACAAACUGAAUCACAGAUCACCUCAGUGUAGGACUGCAUGGGUAACACUCUUGUUAGGGAUUCAAGAAGGGUGAUAGCCUUUGGCUUCCAAUCCAGAUUCCAAUUUUCAGUGUUUUCAUCCUGCCUCCACACCUUCCCUUGUGUUACGACGGAGAAUGGUAACCAUCAGCUUCAUUUGGACCUUACUGGUAGGGUUGCAGAGAUGCUCAGACAAGUUCCCUCUCCUGUCCCAGCAGUUCAUAAAAUGGGGAACAGUCCAUGUCUGUGGACAGCCACCUGUGGUCUUUCUCUGACCACCCCUCACUGAUGGCUCCUGCUGAGCUGGAUGGGUCUGUGCAGUUAAACCACACGAGUUCAGUGGUCUGGUCACAGCACAUUGGGACUCGCAGGAUUAAACACCAAGUUGUUGUUAUGGUGAGUAAAUUAAAGCAUGGAGUUAAAAUUUGAGUUUGUGUAGCACUUAGCAUAACAGGGCCUGGCAUGGCUGUGGCCUUUAGGCAGUUUUCACCGUAUUAAGUGUUUCUUAGUCCAAUAAUUUUCAAUAAACAUGUUUUUAAUGCCCUGUGGUUAUUAAAAAGGUAACCCCACCAAUCCAGUGUGAAUCGAUUCACCCAGCAGACACUUCAUUGUUGCACUUCAUUGCUAGGAGCUGCUUCCCUGCCCUGCUUUUCCUUCACUAAUUCAGAGUAACACCAAGGUUCUGACAAAGCAGUGCUUCUGGCUGGGCUCAGCAUCUGCUGAUCUAGUGUGAAGUUUUCAAACUUUAGGAAAUCCAAGGGGGGCUGUGCAGACUUUUUAAUAUAGCAAGUUCUCCUGAUUUGCUCUGCUUACGGUCUGAAGGUUCUCCAGAGACUAUAGAGCUCCCUUCUGCAUCUGCAGCAUCCAGGCAACACUGAGAGUGUUUAAGGGUGGCCAUCAUGAGGCUGAGGACAAUUUUCUGCUGUCUGUGACAAGGUGUACCUGACUGUAUGAUCUCAGUUUAGUUUCAGAAAUCUACUGGUUAAUAGCAUUUCACUUUAGUCUGGUGGUACUUUUUAUACCUUUACCAUUUGCUUUUUCUCUGUAUAACUUUUUUGCACUAGGCUGAUCUUGUUAAGUCGAUUGCACUGUUAUCCCUCUCCUGCCAGCCUUGCAGAGAUGGAUCAUCUCUGGGGACCUGCUGGCUGGGGAGCACUGUAGAGAGAUUGUUGAGAGCCCACUUAUUCUGUUGGUCGGUGCCUGGGUUUCCAGCUCUGUACAGGAAGGAUUUAAAGAGGAAGAGAAACUUUGUCUUAGCAUUUGUAACAGGAAGCUUUUCUAUCACCUUAAUGUAGUUAAAGUUCUUUUUAACAAAACUGUCAAAGCUGGACUUCUCGGAGCAGUGUGCCAGGCAACACAGCAGAUGCAGGAGACAAAGUGAUUCCUGAAAAACUCUUUUCCACCUAUUCGGACUUCACUGUGGUCUCAUCUGCCAAACGUCUGGUUGUGCUGACACCUGGUGGCUGUUGGGACUUGGAGACGAGAAAAAAUUUUAAAAAGGACAUUUUUUCCCCCCUCAGCUCUGGGUAUCUGUUUCCUGUGACCUGGACAGUCACCUGGUUCAUUCAUGGGGGGCUGCUGGACUCGCUUGUGAGCAGAGGGGCUCACACACACAGUUGCUGUGAGGCAUCCCCCAACUGCAAAGCUUUGAGAUGGGACUUUCCCUGGAGUUAACCAGUCCAGAGGCCCUGGGCAGCUACACAGGAUCUUAGCUCUAUCUCCUCCUUUCUUCUCCGCUUGCCCCCUUUCCUCCCAGGGAGCUUGGCCAGAAAGCCAAGCAAGGCUCUGGGUUGAAACAGAGGUGGUUCUUCAGAGAGAGCAUCAUGUGCUGGUGUGAGAUCUGCGCCCCAGGGAACACCUCUGGUGGCAUCAACUGGCAUAGAGAAGAUGGGAGAGGCUCUCCAACUCUGUGGGGUGGUGACCAGAUGUGGUCUGUGAUGGCCAAGCUGCAGAUGACUUCCAAAUGUUGCCCAGAUGUCUAGAACAGCAUCUCUAAUAUGGAGUCCAACAUGUGACAGAACUUUGCAUCCUGCCAGCAGCUUCGUGGUACGUGGGGUGUAGAGGAACAAUGAAAAGUGACCUGGUAACUGUGCUCUGGAGUAUCUAAUUCAAGUUCAGAAUGCAGUUCAAGAUACUACCCUCAAGGAUCCCUCUGGGUAAAGGAUGCAGCGUGAAACAGAGGUACUUUAUCACAUGGAUUAUUACAGUAUUACCUUGGAGCUUUGCAGCAGGAUCCCACUGCAGCCACUGCCAUCAGCAGCUCAUCUCUUCCCAUCCAUCUUUGCAGCUAUGCAGAAGCACAUCCUGUUCCUCACAGAACGUUUGGGGCAGCUUGAAAAGAGACCACGAACACCUUCAUCUGUGGUGGCUCACAAAAGCCUGAUGGGCUUGUCUCAGCUGACAGCCAGGCUCCCAGCUGUUCUUCUCAAGACUCUUGUUCCUGCUGGACCUAAACUGCAAGCCCUGGCCACUGCUCUGUGUUGCUGCCAGAGAACACUUAGAAACACUUGUGUCUGGCCCUGGGAGCAACAGGGUUGUGGUUUUGUUUUCUUUGCAAUAAAAUGCACCUCCUGGGUGUCUGAACACU
Calypte anna (Anna's hummingbird) is the source of this 6259-nucleotide messenger RNA. It is a transcript of the gene PODXL2, whose product is annotated as podocalyxin like 2. The record is from RefSeq and is a predicted model, not a curated record. The coding region runs from base 117 to 2042 and encodes 641 amino acids. The transcript is spliced from 8 exons. NCBI's taxonomy places the organism in Eukaryota, Metazoa, Chordata, Aves, Apodiformes, Trochilidae.